Chaetura pelagica (chimney swift) is the source of this 534-nucleotide messenger RNA. RefSeq names its product centromere protein V (gene CENPV). The transcript is spliced from 5 exons. The record is from RefSeq and is a predicted model, not a curated record. Lineage: Eukaryota; Metazoa; Chordata; Aves; Apodiformes; Apodidae. Gene Ontology annotation, molecular function: carbon-sulfur lyase activity. Bases 1 to 534 code for a protein of 177 amino acids.
AUGGAUCCGGAGGUGCGGUCAGACCGUGCGCAGGGGGGGCUGGGGGAGAAGCCCCUUGUAACCCCAGGCAGGUUUAGGGAAGAACCUGACAUGGAUGGAGGGAAAAGUGCCCCUGAGACACUUGUUGAGUACAGAGGCCUGGUCAGACACACAGGAGGCUGUCACUGUGGAGCCAUCCGCUUUGAGGUCUGGGCAUCAGCAGAUCUGCAUGUUUUUAACUGCAAUUGCAGCAUUUGCACAAAGAAACAGAACAGACACUUCAUUGUCCCAGCGUCCCGUUUCAAGCUGCUGAAGGGUGCUGAUAAUUUGACCACAUACACCUUCAACACACACCGUGCCCAGCACACGUUCUGCAAGACCUGUGGUGUGCAGAGCUUUUAUACUCCUCGUUCAAAUCCAGAUGGCUAUGGAAUAGCUCCCCAUUGUCUGGAUGAUGGCACCGUGCAGACCAUUGUCACAGAGGAUAUCAAUGGCAAGGAAUGGGAGAAGGCAGUGAAGGAACAUAAGACCAUCAGAGACAUGUCAAAACCAUGA